Messenger RNA from Wasmannia auropunctata (little fire ant), 3577 nucleotides. It is a transcript of the gene IntS11, whose product is annotated as integrator complex subunit 11. Gene Ontology annotation, cellular component: nucleus. Lineage: Eukaryota; Metazoa; Arthropoda; Insecta; Hymenoptera; Formicidae. The coding region runs from base 990 to 2777 and encodes 595 amino acids. Gene Ontology annotation, biological process: snRNA processing. The record is from RefSeq and is a predicted model, not a curated record. The transcript is spliced from 6 exons.
AAAAACAAUUCGACUAAAAUGCUAUUAUUUCACAUAUAACGUUGAUUGUAAAAUGUUUGUUUACGUGCAUGGGCGUCCACAGGAGGAAGCAAGGAGGGGCACUUGCCUUUCCCUGAAAUCAAACGAGGAUAAAAAAAUUCAAAAUUGGCUCUCUUAUUUUUUUUACAAAUAAUUGAAAUAAUAAAUAUGUUUAUAAAAUAUGAGAGAGCUAAAAUACCACACAAGUACACAACGUUUGGACAUUUGCUCCUCGCGGUAUUUCGUAUUAAAAAUUUGGAUCAUGCCCCCCUUUAGAAAAAAUCCUGCGGAUGCCCUUGUUUACGUGACAAAUAAGUAUUUACAAAAUAAAUAAUUGGGACAAAUCAACAAACUGAUGAGAGUUCAUAUCGCGCGCAGUUGCAGGAAGUUUCUCUCUCAGUUGCAGAACGCGCGCAGAUAACCUUUGAGGUUAGGAUUUUUAUCUGGGAAAAUUUAUUUAUUUAUUUUUUUUCUGUCAAGUUGUCCAGAUUGCCUCUCGGAGGACUUCGUCUUUUGUAUUUUCGGAGUGGCAGGUAUCCGUCAAAGCAAGGAGGGAAACUGUUGUUUACGUGCUCCCGACAAUUUCUGGAGGAGAACGUAAUCGAUUUUCGACACACGCUUACGUUCAAUUCCCGCUCGUCGAUUCCCAGCCGCGAUCUCUGUGACCGUUUCAUUUUAUCGUGCGCCUACGAACCGCAAGAUUAUAAUUAAAGGAAGCGAUAGCAAAUUCUUAAUCUAGAUUAGUCAGCUAUCGAUAUCUCUCAAAGUACAAAAUGAUGUAACGAUAUAUCGUUAUAUUUUGAUAGCUGAUAGUACAGACUGUCAGUUUCUGUUUUAAGAGGGUAACCUUCUCAAAACAAAACAAAAAAACACAUUUGUUUAUGUCACAGUAAAAUGUAAGCAUCGAGACGCGUCCGUAUUUAUGUUCAUAUAAGUUCGCAUUCGUUUUCCACUCAAUUGAUGACAAGGAAAUGCCGGACAUAAAAGUUACCCCGCUCGGCGCCGGGCAGGACGUCGGGCGCAGUUGCAUCCUCGUCACCAUGGGCGGCAAGAACAUCAUGCUGGACUGCGGAAUGCACAUGGGAUUCAACGACGAGAGACGCUUCCCGGACUUUUCCUACAUAGUGCCGGAGGGUCCGGCGACCAAUUACAUCGACUGCGUCAUUAUCUCGCAUUUUCACUUGGACCACUGCGGCGCCCUUCCGUACUUCACAGAGAUGGUAGGCUACACCGGACCGAUUUACAUGACACAUCCGACCAAGGCUAUCGCGCCAAUCUUGCUCGAGGACAUGAGGAAGGUUGCGGUCGAGCGCAAGGGCGAGAGCAACUUCUUCACGUCGCAGAUGAUAAAGGACUGCAUGAAGAAAGUCAUCGCCGUUACGCUUCAUCAGUCCGUCAUGGUCGAUCCGGAGUUGGAGAUAAAGGCGUACUACGCCGGGCACGUUCUCGGCGCGGCGAUGUUUUGGGUUCGCGUGGGAUCGCAGUCUAUCGUGUACACGGGCGACUACAACAUGACGCCGGAUCGGCACUUGGGCGCCGCGUGGAUAGACAAGUGCAGGCCGGACUUGCUGAUCUCGGAGUCGACGUACGCGACGACGAUCAGAGAUUCGAAGAGGUGCAGGGAAAGAGAUUUUCUCAAGAAAGUACACGAAUGCAUCGACAGAGGCGGGAAGGUGUUGAUUCCCGUAUUCGCCCUCGGCCGCGCCCAAGAACUGUGCAUACUCUUGGAAACGUACUGGGAAAGAAUGAAUCUGAAAGUACCGGUUUAUUUCGCGCUUGGUUUAACCGAGAAGGCCAAUAAUUACUAUAAAAUGUUUAUCACCUGGACCAAUCAGAAAAUUAAGAAAACGUUCGUACAACGGAAUAUGUUUGACUUUAAGCACAUAAAACCGUUUGAUAAAGCGUAUAUCGAUAAUCCAGGUGCGAUGGUGGUGUUCGCCACGCCGGGCAUGUUACACGCCGGUCUCUCCCUCCAGAUCUUUAAGAAAUGGGCGCCCAACGAGUCCAACAUGGUUAUCAUGCCGGGUUUCUGCGUGCAAGGCACCGUGGGGCACAAGGUCCUGAACGGCUCGCGGAGAAUCGAGUUCGAGAAUCGGCAGAUCGUCGAGGUGAAGAUGGCCGUCGAGUACAUGUCCUUCUCCGCACACGCCGACGCGAAGGGGAUAAUGCAGUUGAUACAGUAUUGUGAGCCGAAGAACGUCAUGCUGGUGCACGGGGAGUUCGCCAAGAUGGAAUAUCUGAAGGAGAAGAUCAAGCAGGAAUUCGGCGUCAGUUGCUACAAUCCUGCGAACGGCGAAACUUGCAUUAUCACGACCACGUCCAAGGUCCCCGUGGACGCUUCCCUGGCGCUGCUGAAAGCCGAAGCGAAGAGAUACUCGGCCUUGCCGCCCGACCCGAAGAGGAGGAGGCUGCUUCACAGCGUCCUGAUGUUGAGAGAAGACGGUGUUUGUCUUAUAGAUGCGGAUGAGGUUGCAAAGGCUGUAGGAAUCACGAAACACGUGGUCAGAUUCACAUCCACCGUGCAAGUAAGAGAUCCCGGCCCAGCGCACGCUACUACCUUAAAGCUAUUGCAGCCGUUGAAAGAAAGACUGUCUGGAUGGACGGUUCAGUUGACGGACGGUUCUAUCUCGGUCGAGUCCGUUUUGGUAAAGGUGGAAGGAGAUGAGGAUGAUCAAAAAAGUGUUUACGUUUCAUGGACUAAUCAGGAUGAGGAUUUAGGUAGCUAUAUUCUUGGAUUUCUGCAGACGAUGCUGAAUUAAGGAAACGAAGAAGAUUGCUGUCGAACAAGAAAAUUUCGACCUGUGAUAACUGAAAUGUGGUUUGCAUUAUCGCUAUUGAAUGAACGAUUGUAAAUGUAGUUUUUACAAUCUUGAUAUUAAUUGAGGUAAAAAUAUAUUUUCCAACAACACAUUCUAUAUCAAACAUUGUAGAUGAGUGUACAAUAUUUUUUUAUGUUUUGGACGUUUGUAUUUACCUGAAUAGAAUAAGACAACAAAUAUAUAGAACUACAAAACAGCUAAAUGUGAAAAAUAUUGUAUCUAUCGCAUUCUUUUAGUUACCUAUACGAUGUCUAUCUUAAAAAGGAAGUGUAUUGCUCAGAAAUGUACUGUAUAUAAAUGUAGUAAUUGUUUUAUACUAUGUGUCUAAUGAAGCUACUAAAUAUCUGUAAUUUUUGGUUAUUCUUCGAGUGAAAAAUAUCCAUUGUCUUUUUUUUUAUCACCUGCAUCUUAGCAAGUCGCUAAAUAGACGUCUAACUCUUCGUUGAAACCGGCGAUACUUUGCCUUGGAAAAUUACUUCAAUUGCUCGUUGUUAAGAUGCAGGUAAUAGAGGACAAAGUCAAUUAGGAAAAUUGACUGAAAUUGCGGAAAUUUAGCUAGCUCUAUAUACGAUAUUGUGAAAACAGUUAAUAGUUAUAGUAUCUUGCCAUUAAGUGUUAUCGUUUGUAAAAUAAUGUAUAGUUUAUUGAUGAUCCAAGAUAGGUGAUUCAAGGUAAUUCAAAAUGUAAAAAAAAAAGGUAGUUAGGCCGAAGGUGUUAAUAAAUUUGAUCUGAAAGUGCAA